ACAAGUGUCAGUACCCUCUUUUACUAGCGGCUUUCAGGAAUGCCACCUCCGCACACGUUAUGCAGACGGCACGUGGGGGGAAACGAGCAACAAAUAUAAAAUCGGGCUUGGACCUAGACUUCACGUCUACAUAUCCGCUCAAUCACCUGGUCAGUUGGUCAGACUUGACCUGCGCCCUUGUGAAUAUAAUCAGUUGUAUGACCAAUCCAGCUCUUUCAGUCAACUCUAUCAAACAUACUAUAAUCAGAUGAAUCGCAAAUACGAUCCGGGUUUCUUUAGGUAUCCCGGAACGAACUAUCCAAGGUUCAAUGAUCUUGCCAAGUUCACGAAUUAUUUUUUUGGUAAAGAUUUGUUCCGUGUGUCAGCGCCACUCAAGGAGCCUCUGCCGCGCGGCGGCGCCAUCUACGACUUUGGACAGUAUCUAACUCCUGGCUUUCAGCGAAUUCCACUGCUCCUGGGCAACGAUAUGACUUCAUAUCAUAUUCGAUGGCUUUCUUUCGACCCAGCUCAGGUUAACGGGAGUGUGAUCCGUUGUGCAACACAAGACACCAUCGUCAACGAGCAGGUUGUGAUGGAGAAGCUCAACGUCUUCGAGGCCCAGAUUGGGGAGCCAUUGGUGGUUCCGAUGAUAUGUCAUCGAAACUUUUGGCAAAAAGACACUCACUGGUUCAGCCACCAAUCCAAGACGGUUGUCCCCCAGAACAAUGGUCGCAUUCGCUUCGACGUUGCGAAUUACAUUGACCAGCUUCUUCAUGUGGAUAACUUCCAGGUAGCAGAUAAUAACUCCGUCUACUUCUGUUGCCAUAAAGACAGCUGUUCCUCAGCGCCGGCCGAUGUCGGAAAAUUCGAUUCCUCAAACUUCCUGUUUCAGGUCACCUUGCGGACUCGAGCGCCACCCGUGACACCCAGUAUCCUGGGCGUGGCUAGCUAUCCGUCGGCGACUAGCGUGGUCCUAUCGGGCACAUCACAAGUGGAUGGCGAUCGCGGACGAUACUUUCUCUUAUCCUGCACUGGUUACACGUUUUCUGGGCCCGAUAGUAAGCCAGUACCGUUCUCUGCAAAGAUCCGUGCCAAUGUAACCGAUGGUCUUAAGGUCCCCAACGACUGGAAUCUCACUGUCACAGGCUUGACGCCGAGUUCGGCCUACGUAUGUACCGCGAAGGCAGGACAUUACAAGGCCUUGUCUGAAUCGGGGAACGCGUUCCGCUUCACGACGGCACCGCAGUACAAGGCGUAUAUGCGUCCAAAUGAAGUCCGGACCGAUUUCUGUCCGUUUGGCUUUAUUGUGUACGACGUUAAAACCAACCUGCCCUGGGAUCACGUCCAGCGGUACAGUGUACAGCUUCGACCGGACCACAGCAACGGCGUCGCUAAGAACCAGAUCGUCAUGACGUUUGGUCCUCGGAACAAUGGCACGCACGUGCGUUGCGGCACAGCCAACGUCACCAAGUUUGAGAUAAUCUACGUUGCACGAGACUUUUGCACUCCGUUUAACAGCAGCGCGGGCAGUACCCUUGGGGAGCGCGAGAUCAAGUUGAAGCUGGGCGGAACGUACACAGCAGCAUGCCGCAGUGGCUAUCAGAUCCUCGGCGCGCACACAGUCACCUGCCGGAACUUCACGCUGAGCAACGAGGCACCGCUGUGCGUGCCGGUCACCUGCGACGUCUACUCCCAGCCGUCGCAGAUCGCCAACGGCUUCCAGCUGACUCAGCUGCCGCCGAGCGGUCGCUACGCCGUCGGAACGAGCGUGUUGUACGCGUGCGAGUACCACUACGAGUUUGUGAGCUCCGUGGGCUCUGUCAGCUGCACCAUGAACUCGUCGUCCGGGGCCGUCUGGUCACAGCUGCCUUCAUGCAGAGCUAUCGACCCUUGCCAGUCUGCGACGUGCCCGGGGAAUGCAACGUGCACGCCGCAAGGAUUCCCCAACUACAAGUGUACGUGCCCCGCUGGGUACUACCACAACGCCUUCCACGGCGCUUGCAUGGACAUUGACGAGUGUCAAAAGGCAACCGACCUCUGCCCCGUUCGCCCUCACUUUGGUUGCAAGAAUACGAUUGGGUCAUAUUCGUGUGACUGCGUUCAGGCAGCGCGUAGAGAAUAUCGUCCCAGAACCAGUCCCAGCAGCAAAGAAGUGUUUGACUGCAAGGUUGACUGCAACUACACCAUAGCCAACCUAGGCACAUUCGUCUUGACUCUCGGCAGCCAUCGCACUCUGCAGUGCCCGCUCGGCCACAAGCCUGUUGCUCCAUUCACCAUCAGCUGUGGCCCGAAGGCCGAGCUAUCCACAUCGCAGCCCCAGUCUUGUACACCGAUGACCUGCCCCGACAUUGGGACCGGUCUGACAAACUACAACUUCUCGCCGACCAAGAUCAGUGCGAACUACUCCCUGGCUGGACCGCACCUUGUCGGGGCCAGCGCCUCGAUUUUCUGCGACCCGUCCAGCAACGAACGGCUGGAGCUGCAGCUGAUGCCCCGCUUGCAGUCGUUCGCAGCAACUCUUGUCUGCACGCUCCGAACCGACCGCAUCCUGGAGGAAAACGUUUGGGUUUCCAGCCCCGGCUCACCGUUCAGUGACGUAUCGGGCGUGCGGUGCUCGGAUUCUUGUGAGUUCUCUCGGGCCAUUCCUAACGGCUACCUGGCCAGGACACGAGGUGGACAGCCAGCCGACGUAAGAUGCAACACGGGCUACGCCCUGCGCAAACACGGUGACAUCACGUGUGGUGGUGCCAGCAGUCCUUUCUACACCUACACGCCUCUGGCUAACGGCAACCUGCCUUUCUCCUGUGUCUCCACCAACCUGUGCAAGUUGAAUGCAUCGUAUUGUCCGACCAAAUCGGACUGUGUCUACCAGGGCGAUGGAGCUGGCGCUACCUGUACCUGCGCUGAUGGGUUUGCCUUCGACACCGAGAAAUGGCAGUGUGUUGAUGUCGAUGAGUGUCUGCAGGUUAAACUUGAUCCAUCAUCGAAGAACUGCUCUGCGUUUGCAGUGUGUCAGAAUUCUCCCGGUGCUUUCACGUGUUCUUGUCCGUCGCACUACAGCGGUGAUGGGUCCAAGUGCACGCCCGUGGACUACUGCCAGUCGGGUGUGUGCCCAUCGCACGCUCACUGCUCUAACGACUACACGUCGACCGCAGGCUAUGUGUGCACCUGUCCUCCGGGCCACAGCGGCCCCCGCUGCACCGACAUUAACGAAUGCAGCAACGCCGACGGCACGCCGAGCAACGUGUGCGCGAGGGCCGUGUCCGUCUGCAUGAAUCAGCCGGGCAACUUCUACUGUGCCUGCAAGCACGGGUAUAUCCUGGACGGGACCGGAACGAACUGUGUGGAGGAGGACGAAUGUGGACGCGGACACCACGACUGCGCACCGCUGACCGGAGCAUGCGUCAACAUCGUCGGCAGUGGCCAUAACUGCUCCUGUGCUGCGGGCUACCGGGGAGAUGGCAUCACCUGCACCAAUGAGAACGAGUGCACCCUGGGUCUACACAGCUGUGGCUCGAAAGCGCAGUCGACCUGCUUUGACACCCCAGGCUCCUACGCGUGUGUUUGUGCAAACGGCUACCAGGAAAGCGCACAUGGACAGACGUGUCUGGAUAUGGACGAGUGUUCGACCGGUGCGCACACGUGCAACACACAGACGGGUAUCUGCCACAACUUGCCUGGCUCGUUCACCUGCACGUGUAGGCAAGGCAACGCCAUCGACUCGUGUGACGACGCGCACCACUGCGGCACGGGAGCACAGAGUUGCCAUCGUAACGCCGACUGCAUUGCUGCUGGUACUGCUGCUGGCAGGAGUUACUCCUGCAAGUGCAAAUCUGGGUACGAGGGAAGCGGCCGGGUCUGCGGAAACGUUGACGAGUGUCUCGUGGGCACGCACGCGUGUUCGCCGCACUCUAACUGCUCCGACACAGACGGUAGCUAUGUAUGCUUCUGUCGGGCCGGCUUCAAGCGAGACUCCGCCACGGGCAAAUGUAUUAAUGUAGACGAGUGCUCCGUGGCCGCACCAUGUGGUUUUGGUGCCGCAUGUACAGAUACGGAGGGAUCCUUUCGCUGCGAGUGCGCUGCAGGGUUCCAGCUGCGCAGCGGCAGUGUUCGCAUCUGCGACGAUUACGACGAGUGUGCCGCCGGUAAUCACAACUGCGGCCAAGGCACCACCUGCGCCAACACGGGCGGAGGAUUCGCGUGUCCGUGCUCGCGCCUGUCCGGCUCUCGCCCGCUCUUCAACCAGACCCACCACGUCUGUGUGGACGUGAACGAGUGCUCGGACGGCACACACGUCUGCAGCGUGCACGCCACCUGCGACAACACCGCGAUGCCGUACUCCUGCACGUGCCGCACCGGGUACGAGGGCACUGGGUUUGAGUGCUCGGACUACGACGAAUGUAGUGCUGGCGUGCACACUUGCACAGCACCACGCGCCCACUGCAGCAACGUGCAGGGCAGCUACGCAUGCACGUGUGCGCCCGGCCGAGAGCUGGACGCGAGCGGCUCGUGCGCUAACGUGGAUGAAUGCGCUCGCGGCACUCACUCGUGCCACCAGGGUCAGAAGUGCACGGACACCAGCGAUUCCUUCACCUGCUCGUGCAAUCCUGGUUACGUCGGCGACGAUUGCAAAGACGCCGACGAAUGCGUCUUCAGUCCAUGCGCUCAGAAUGCCGAUUGCGUGAACCUGCCCGGCACCUACCAGUGUAAGUGCAGCUUUGGAUAUACGGGGGACGGCACCCAGAACUGCGUCGCCGUCGAUCUGUGCUCGCUUCACGGCUGUAGUCCGCACGCGGCGUGUGUCCGUCCUGGCGUUGCCGCGACGGGUGGCUCGCCGACAAGCGAUCGUGUCCAGUGCAACUGUCUGCUUGGCUUUACGGGCAACGGAACUCACUGUGCCGACAUUAACGAG
Molecule: messenger RNA, 4891 nt
Organism: Sycon ciliatum
Lineage: Eukaryota; Metazoa; Porifera; Calcarea; Leucosolenida; Sycettidae
Product: fibrillin-1-like
Exons: 15
Molecular function (GO): calcium ion binding
Source: RefSeq, a predicted model, not a curated record